UAUUAACCGUAUCAAAAUCUUUUUCAUCAAAAACCCAAAAACGAAAUUCAAAUUCAAAUCACACUCAAAUGGCUCAAAAUUUAGAUGACUGUGAGUUCUGGCUCCCGCCUAAGUUCUUAGCCGACGACGACACACCGUUUCUUAACAUCAACAACAACAAAAACGGCAAUAAGCUCUUCUCUUCAACAUCAAACGACGACGUUUUUAACGCCGUUUCAAACACUCUUUUUCCGUACUACUUCACUUCACCAUUAACUUCCAGCGAAACAGAAAGCGACGAAGAAGAGCAAAUCGCUGAGUUAACUCGUCAAAUGACUCACUCAACUCUGCAACACCACAAAGUUGCUCUCAACAACCACCACCACAAGGCUAUUUUUGUCAAUGGUUCUUCACCACAACAGACGAGAAGUGCCUUUGAGAAUAGAAACUAUGGACAAGGUUCAAAUCCAAACGACACCGUCUUGAUGAUGAACUCGCAGAGAGCGACUUUGGAUCUGCUACGUGCGGCUGCAGGGGAAGUUGAAAGGAUGCAUCAAGUUAACAACGAUGAAGCGUUUUACGAUUUUCUCCCUGAAAAGCCCUUUGGGUUUCACACUCAGAAUCAACAACACUCGCUUCCUCACCAAAAGCGGUUACAAAUAGCACAAUUUGAGAUGCUUAGGAGGCAACAACAGUGGUUGAAGCAACAACAGGAAAUUGUGAGGGGUAAUGGAGUUUUACAGAGGCAAAGUAGAAAUUACGAAACUGCCCCUAGAAGAGAAAUGAACAAGCAAAACGUUUUUGAGGGUAACGUUGGUUUGUCUUCAUCUGCAUGGUGUUCUUUGAAAAAUGAAAGUAACGCGAAAACCGUUUUUCUUGGAAACUCUAGUAAUGUUAAAAAGGAAAGAAAUGGAACCGGUGUGUUUUUGCCUCGUUUUGUUGAUACUCAAUCACGAAAGAAGCCAGCGUGUAAAACGGUGGUUGUACCUGAAAGAGUGGUUCAUGCUCUGAAUAUGAAAGUGGAGGAAGGUAUGAUUAGAGGCUACAUGCAGCAGAAGAAUCGUUUCUAUGGAACUUCAAACAUUGAAAAUGGUGUUGCAAGGAUUGGGAGUGAUUAUGGAUUUUCUCAGCAAAAGCGCAACACGAUGCCGCAGCAGCAACAGGUGAACCGUGAAAUCCGGCUUCCUCAGGAAUGGACUUAUUGACAGCUAAUGUUGUGGAACAGUUUCUUUUGCAUUGGGGAGGAAGGUUUAGAAGUUAAAAAAUAGGUGAAUAAUGUUAGGUAUAUUUUAUAGGAAAAUGGUAGGGUUAUAUAACGGUUGCAGAAACCAUUAGCGAUUGAGAUCUUUGACGCUCCAAAGAUUUAUGGCUAAAUGUGGCAGUUAUUGUCUCAACCGCAGUUUUGAUAUAAUAUCAAAAACUGUUAUGGUGCGACCUGAACCGUGAUAGCGGUUCUAAAAAAUAAUAGUACAAUAGUUAAUACAGGGUAGAAAAUAAUAGGGUCUAUAUUUUUUGUUGUUGGGGAUAUUAAAGCUGUUAGUAAAAGUGAAAAAAAAAGUUGGAAAUUAUGCUCCAUCAGUUUCUUUGGGACGUGAUUUAGUUUAGGAAAAAAAUUUAAAGACAACCAAAAUUAGGAAGUUGAAGUAGCACAAGGCAGGACAUGAUUUGGUGAGGAUGUAAUUAAAGCUUGAAGGGAUCACGAUGUAAUCAUUUGGUGGAAUUACAUUACUAUAAUGAUCAUAUUACAACCUGUCUACACCAAUUAUGAUAAAUAAAUGAAAAUGUUUUUCUA
Molecule: messenger RNA, 1771 nt
Organism: Cicer arietinum (chickpea)
Lineage: Eukaryota; Viridiplantae; Streptophyta; Magnoliopsida; Fabales; Fabaceae
Source: RefSeq, a predicted model, not a curated record